Molecule: messenger RNA, 2007 nt
Organism: Arachis stenosperma
Lineage: Eukaryota; Viridiplantae; Streptophyta; Magnoliopsida; Fabales; Fabaceae
Product: zinc finger CCCH domain-containing protein 13
Exons: 13
Coding region: 274-1668 (464 amino acids)
Molecular function (GO): metal ion binding
Source: RefSeq, a predicted model, not a curated record
GUCAAGUCUUCUGAAAAACAAAAACAAAACCAUUCUACACUUUCAGUGUCACUCCUUCUCUGUUGUGACUUGUGACUUCACAUUCCUCUUUCAGUUUCAAAUUUCAACCAAGCAAGAGGCAUUGUGUUUGGGAAAUUUGGAAUUUAGGGUUACUUGUUCGCGCGGGAACUAAAACACUGAUAUUGAUUGUUGUAAUCGCAUCUUUUGGCACAACACAACUCUUUUUCUUUUUGGUUCUUUUUUCGUGGGGUCUGAUUAGAGCUGAAGAGGAAGAUGGUUGAACGAAAGCAAUUCAAGACAAGGUUAUGUGUUCCUUAUCAGAGAGGACGCUGCACGCGUCAUAAUUGCAACUUUGCGCAUGGUAAUGCUGAGUUGCGAAGGUUCUCUGCCACUUAUAAUGGGAAGCUCUAUUACUAUUCAUUAUUAUGUUUCUCAGUUUCUCUUAUUAUUCCAGUUAAUGGUAGGAAAGACUUAGCCAAUGACUUGAGGGAUACACUAGACAGAAGGUAUUUAUCACCUCGAAGACACUCACCAACUCGAGAUGGUAGAGGACACCAGGCCAUUCAUGAACACAGUCCGUCAAGAUCCAUGGAGAAAAAAAGUGACAGAAGACAUUGGAGAAAACAGGGCAUUACUGGCCAAAGUGAUAUUUCUGCAAGCUUGAAAGUCUCAGAUAGAAUUCAAGAUCCGGUUAAAGAAGGAAAAUUCGUUUCUUCUUGUUCUAGAAAUACACUUGAGGAGCAGUUAAAGAAAGUACAGUUGGAUAUCAGGACUUUUGAGGACCGAAAAUUCCAACUAUCGGUUUACCUGGAUGAGAGUGCUCAAGAAGUGGAUAGCCUUAAUUCUAGAAUUCAGGAACUUGAAGCUCAGUUAGUUAAAGAGAAUGAGGAGUGUAAAAGAAUCAAUUCAGGAAUAAGGAAGUUUAUCAGAGUGUACAAUCAUAAUUCGCAGCUACAAGAAGAACUGAAGAGAUCACAAGUCCGACUUCAAAAGCUUGGUGAUCAGCUUGUCUCGGAUAUUGCUAGAAUUGGUGCUGAGGAAGAAGAUCUAAGCAUUGAUAUUGUAAGCAAUGGUGAGAAUAAUAGUCAUCCUCCAAUCCCCAAACAUAAUGCCGAGAAGAAUGAUGCAUCUCCCUAUGGAAAAAAGCUGCAUGUGCAUGCUGAGCAGGAUGUAUUGGAAGAGUUAAAACAAGAUAGAUCAAAAGUUGGGAAUUCGGUUGAAACAAGAAGAAACAGGAAGCGAUCUCGUUGGAAUUUGCCUGCUCAAUUGAAUGACAAGGAUAAUGUAGGCCUUGAAACUCCAAACGAUGGAACUGAAGAUGCUAGGCCUUUAGAUAUUGAAAGCAAGCAGAAGAGAGGAAAGCUGAAUUCUUCUUCUGACAACCUUUCUUCAGAGAAGUUGAAGGAAUUUAGGAAUGAAAUGCCGUCAACAAGCAUGGCAGCUCAUGUGUUUGACGAGGAAGUUGAGAUUGUAUUUGAUGAUAGAAUUGACCUCAACGAAACUGCACAUACAGAAAAUGACAAUGAAGUGGCAUUAGAGGUGAAGGGCGUACCCCUUAUGCUUCCCCCAGCGUUGAUUCCCCAUACCAAUUAUUCGCAGUACGAGGGGGACGACGAGAAUGUGGACGUGGAUGGUCUUGAUGAAGGGGGAAAUGUGGAUAUUGUCUGAUUAACAUUAUGGAGUAGCAAUUUCUAACCUCUGGUGAUGUAAAAGUAGAUUUUGAAAGCGACCAAAUAUCUUGAAUAGAGCAUUUUGGAAUACGUUAGGAUGUAAAACGGUGGAAGAAACACAUGACGUUAGUACUUUGUCUUCAUGGGGUUGUAAAGUUUUAUAACGGUGGAUGUGCUUUCCUAUGAUGAUGUGCUUGAAGCGUAGAUGAAUGUCUAUAUACUGUAGCACUUAUUAGUGAUGUGAUUUAUACAGAACACUUGUAUAAUAGUCUUCAUGACUCGGAUUUUCGGUGGUUCAGCUUCAAUUAUUGGAAUGGGUUUAUAUUAUUAACCAUAA